This is a messenger RNA of Ornithorhynchus anatinus (platypus), 5405 nucleotides long. RefSeq names its product speckle type BTB/POZ protein like (gene SPOPL). Gene Ontology annotation, biological process: proteasome-mediated ubiquitin-dependent protein catabolic process; regulation of proteolysis. Lineage: Eukaryota; Metazoa; Chordata; Mammalia; Monotremata; Ornithorhynchidae. Gene Ontology annotation, cellular component: cytoplasm; nucleus. The transcript is spliced from 11 exons. The record is from RefSeq and is a predicted model, not a curated record. Bases 298 to 1476 code for a protein of 392 amino acids. Gene Ontology annotation, molecular function: ubiquitin protein ligase binding.
CGGCGGCGGCGGCGGCGGCUGAGGGGCCCGGGGCCGACGGCUGACGACGGGCCGCCCUUUGGGAGGAGGCGGGAGCCGGGGAGGGAGAUGCGGCUGGGCCCGGGAGGCUGCCGGGACUCGCCGCCGCCGCCUCCUCCUCCUCCUCCGCCGCCGCCGCCGCCCCCGGGGUCGCCCGCCCCGGCCUCCUCUUCGUCGUCGUCCUCCGCCGCCAUGGGAGCCUCCGCCGCCUCCGCGCCCCGGGGAAGUGCUGGCGUGUGAAUUGCCAUCCCGAUCCUGCCCGUCUGCCUCCGGGGGGCCAUGUCCAGGGUGCCGACUCCUGCCCCGCCCGGAGAGAUGUCCAGCGGCCCUGUGGCGGAAAGCUGGUGCUACACACAGGUGAAGGUUGUGAAGUUUUCCUACAUGUGGACCAUUAACAACUUCAGCUUCUGCCGCGAAGAGAUGGGUGAAGUUUUGAAAAGCUCCACGUUCUCGUCGGGUCCAAGCGACAAGAUGAAAUGGUGCCUGAGAGUAAACCCCAAGGGCCUGGAUGAUGAAAGUAAAGACUACCUGUCACUGUAUUUGCUUUUAGUCAGCUGCCCCAAAAGCGAAGUCCGAGCAAAAUUCAAGUUUUCUCUUCUGAACGCUAAAAGGGAAGAAACGAAAGCGAUGGAGAGCCAAAGAGCAUAUCGGUUUGUGCAGGGCAAGGACUGGGGCUUUAAAAAAUUCAUCAGAAGAGAUUUUUUGCUUGAUGAAGCCAACGGCCUUUUACCGGAUGACAAGCUGACACUGUUCUGCGAGGUGAGCGUGGUCCAAGACUCGGUGAAUAUUUCCGGACAGUCGAACACGAACACGCUGAAGGUGCCUGAAUGUCGGCUAGCGGAGGACUUAGGGGCUCUCUGGGAAACCACCAGAUUUACUGAUUGCAGUUUUUUUGUUCGAGGACGAGAAUUCAAAGCCCAUAAAUCUGUCCUUGCAGCUCGCUCCCCGGUUUUUAAUGCAAUGUUUGAACAUGAGAUGGAAGAGAGCAAGAAGAAUCAAAUGGAAAUAAAUGAUGUGGACCCUGAGGUGUUUAAAGAAAUGAUGAGUUUUAUUUAUGCCGGCAAAGCACCCAACCUGGACAAAAUGGCCGGCGACCUGCUGGCAGCUGCAGACAAGUACGCCCUGGGACGGCUGAAGGUCAUGUGUGAAGAAGCUCUGUGUUGUAACCUCUCGGUGGAAAAUGUCGCCGACAUCCUCAUCCUCGCUGAUUUGCACAGUGCGGAGCAGUUGAAAGCACAAGCAAUAGAUUUCAUUAACAGGUGCAGCGUCCUGCGGCAGCUGGGCUGUAAAGAUGGGAAAGGCUGGAGCAGCAGCCAAGCCACAGACAUAAUGGAGACGGCAGGCUGGAAGUCCAUGAUUCAGUCCCACCCGCACCUGGUGGCCGAGGCCUUCCGCGCCCUGGCGUCGGCCCAGUGUCCCCAGUUCGGCCUGCCCCGCAAGCGGCUAAAGCAGUCCUGAAAUCUUCCGUGGACUCUUGCGUCAGCCAAGUGACUUUCCCCCCCAGUUCCGGAGGGUCUGUCGCCCCGACGGGAGCCCCAGGAACCCCGACCGGGCCUGGCCCCGGCCCCCGAGCGGAAGCCGAUGGGCCGCCCGCGGCAGGUGUUCCCCAGAUGGGGCGCCUCUUUCAGCUUUAAAUGAGACUGAGUACUCUCCGAAUCACUGCAAGGCCUUAAAUGAUGUCCGAUGACUUCUCCAGUCUGUUCAGGCUAAUGUAUUUUUGCUAAUGUCGAGGCCCCUUGGGGCUUGCACUAGGUCCAGGAUGCAGUAAAGUUGAGAACUGAAGUGAAUUAAGUUUCCAAAGGGAUCUUCCAUUAUUUUGAGCAAAUGAAGUGGGUGGCUUGGGGCCUCGGGGGCCUUUGAAGUUUAAAGCAGGCUCUCUCCAGUCCCCAGUCACCCAUCCCGACCCCUGGAGUCCCCGAGCUGGAGGAGAGCCAGGAUGGGCUCCAGCCUGAGCGCCGUGAGCUCUGCCAGUCGGGGAGACACUUACCAGCCAGGUAAGUUAAUUAUGGCAAUAUGUUGCUUAGUGGAUAAUUUAUUUUGGGGGGUAACGGCCAGGAAUGCAAGGCCCCGGGGGGGCGGGGUGGGGUCUUUGAUACCAGGCGGACCAAGCAGUGAUCUUCCUGAUGCCCUGCCUGACACACUUGGGAAACACCCAGUGGACGUCAGGUCUGGGUUUCUUUCCAACUCACACCCCUGGGUACCAUUGUGAUAAGAUGGAUGGAGACAAAGGUUUUGGCAAGAGAAAGAACCCGCCGUGCUCUCUGGAGCAUUGUAUUGAAUUUAUUUAGUGCUCCCUGCAGUUGGGGGAGGGGGAAGCCACCAGAUGUCGACGUCGGAAGGGCAGGCGGGCGGGCCAGGCUCGGGUAGACCGAGCGGGCACUUCAGGAGAAUUGGGGUGAUCCAGCUGGGUGCAUCUUCACCCGGGAGACUCUUGAGAGGGAUUUUAAGCUGCUUGGAGCCAUUUGGGACGCUUGAACUCCCGGCCAAGAAAGCCAGCGUUGGGGGAUCCUGAUGAUGGGUCGCACGUAUCCCGUGGUCAGAGUCGGAGGUGCCGGUCUCCCCCCUCCGGUGGAGGCCCGGACAACCGCCGGCCCUUCUCCUCACGUCGUGCGUUUGCGGGCGUCAGCCCUGUCCUGUCCCUACGCAGGGUGUACCGGUCUCCCGCAAGCCUCGCUCCAACUAUCAAAAUUUUCCGUGUCCUGUAGCUUUGUUUACAGUGAGCUUGGACAGCCACCCAGGCGGCCUGCUGGUUCCCGGGCCUCUUGGCCCUAUGGGCCGCCCCGGGCAUGUGUCAUGAAAGUAGCCAAGAUUCAGGCUUCACCGUAAGGGGAGGAGUUCUCACUGGAAAAAAAUAUAUAUACAUAAAUAAAUAUAUAUAUAUAUAUAUUUUACGUAUAUAAUUUUAUUCUUCAAAUAACGGUUGUGGUGUGCCUGAAAGACUUAGUGGAAAAGGACGGUUGAAAUAGUUUGUCUUCCCUGAUGUAUCCUGACUUACUUGGGAGUUUGGUCCCCCACAGCUCUAAGGUAUUAGGGAGAGAGGGUUUACGAUUGGCAUUCCACAUCCCCAAGCCUGCCCUUGCAUUGCCCAGUCCUGGUGGGAGGUGGUCCAGAUGAUUUCCCUUGCAGCGUGAAAGCCUCCCCGGUGGAGGUGUGGCUGCGGAAGUCUCUGCGGUGGCAACUGAAUCCGGGGGUGAGGGCUGCAGACAGGCUACGGGCCCUGUCCACGAAGGGCUCCGCUGUCUGCCGGUGGAACAGAGUGGGAUAGAGGCCAGACCUGAUGGGAAUGUAAGGGCACUGACCUCCGUUUGAUCCAGAUUCCCUUUUUGAGGGGUCGAUUUUUUCCUGUCAUUCAAUGUCUGGCCAGGGAGCCCGGGGAGAAAGGAAACAUCUCCCCGCCGCGUGUGCACACGCAUAUACACGUAUGUAUAUGUAUGACACACACAUCCCAGAUAAUUCACUGCUAUCCUCUAUGGCUCUAAUACACAGAGACUUCAGCAAUAUUUAAUACUGUGGAAUAAUCAUUUCAGCGAGUUCUAAAGUAUUUAUUACCAGUCUAAUGGCAGGCUUGAGGGUUUUGUUAGCAAGGUUUUUUUUUAAAGCUCAAGAGCACAUUUUGUACCAAAAAUGUCCAACACUGUGCUGUAAGAAUAUCUACAUGGGUAGAAAUUUCCACUUUUCAGAUGAUACAAGGCAUACCUUACAAUACACUAACGGGAGAUCAUAGGACCGUUGGUUGGCUUAUUUGCUUGUUAUUUAUUAAGUGUAUUUUUUCAGUUUUGUUUGCUCUUAGGAAAAUAAAUAAAAACAAUUGCUGUAUUUUCAAGUGAGUGCACUAACCCUUAGCUAUUUGAAUUGCAUCUUAACCCCGAGCAGUGUUCUCUCUUCCCCCCGCACGGAGGCCGCCCAGAGCCUUAUUGGGCCACCUGCUGCUUCUGCCUCCUCAUGGCCACCUUGGGGCUGACCCUUCCCCCUGGCCCCAUCUGCCCACAGGUCAGUUGCCCCAGGCUUCCAGCUCCCCAGGGCCGCCGGCUACUGAGCAGGCGUGCAUGCAUACAUGUGUGGGUGUUUGUACACGCGUAUGCAGUGUUCCUGGAAACAAAGCGAGACCCUGUCAGUGUUUGGAGCAAAAGUAUGUCAGUGCCACACAAUCUCCUGGCUUGCCAACCUCUCCCCCCACCCCUGCUCCCUCAAAAUAAGCAUAGCUGGGGGGGUGGGGGGCUCUGUGUGUGUGUGUGUGUGUGUGUGUGUGUGUGUCGCACCUGGGUAUGGUGGAACAGAUUGACCCUUCUAGAAAGAGGGCUUGAUUCCAUGGGAGCGCAGAUCCGUCAACUGGGUCCUGAACGCACCGGGGUUUGAGCAGGGCCCAGGUGACCCCCGGGUCGCUUUGCUGCAGGUGAUGGAUUCGCGGUAGCAGCUCAUCGGGGCUCAGGACCAGGGUCCGUUGGCGGUGCAACCUCUCCAGGGGGCCUCUCACAUGCCUUUGGCCCCGACUCAAAUUAGAAAUAUGUGGCGGAACCGCUUGUAUCCUCAUUCAAGCCGUCACAAGUAACAUCUUUUUACACGUGUAAACGUUGGACACCAAACAGUCCUUAAGACUUAAGAUGGGCUUCAUCCGGGGUUUCAGUGCUGUGGAUCACGCAGCACCCUCCGGUUUUUUCCCAUGUGGAGUCCAAUACGCAGAAAGAGGGGACUGAUUUCUUCUGACUCAGACGUUUCGAAUGGUAUUUGAGUUCUCGUGGUGUAGUGAAAUAUUUCCGAGAAUAAAAAGUGUUCACUAUUUUCUUGCAAAAGUUUUUUUUUUAUUUUUAUUAUUAUUGAAACUGAUCAGAUUGUAAAAGUUGUCAUUUUAGCCCAGAAAACAAGCUGGCAGAGGGAGCAUUUAAUCAAAAUGGAAUAUUCUCAACUUCAAAACCAUGUGUCAAUUUUAAUAUCUAAUGUUUGCCUGUGGCGUCUAACAUCAUGAAAUUACAUAAUUUAUAGCUCUGUGUUAAUUAGCGACACUAUUCCAGUUUAACUAGCCUCGCACGCUGUUUUCUCCUCACAGCAAAUGGACUAUAUUUGGAAAGGAAUAUAUCGUAUUUCUAUUUUUCUGAUGUCCGGUUUCCAUAUGCACUGUAAGGCAGUUUAACUUUGCAUUCAGUAUUUCAGAAUGAAGGCUUUACUUCAAUGAGUUGUGUUUUGGAAAUUAAACCAUUGUUCAGAUGACUCAAAGAUCACUUUUGGGCAGAAAUGUUGUAGCCAUCUCAGUCUGUAAAGCCCUUGCAUUGAGCCAUCUGGCUUUUUUCAAUCAGCUGAUGUUAAAGGUGAGAGACUUUUUGUAUCUUGUUGCUGAAAAUAUUUUUUGCGUUUCAGCACCCCAAGUUACAAUAAAGUUGUUACUACUUGUU